This is a messenger RNA of Orycteropus afer afer, 472 nucleotides long. RefSeq names its product mastin-like. NCBI's taxonomy places the organism in Eukaryota, Metazoa, Chordata, Mammalia, Tubulidentata, Orycteropodidae. Gene Ontology annotation, molecular function: serine-type endopeptidase activity. The record is from RefSeq and is a predicted model, not a curated record. Gene Ontology annotation, biological process: proteolysis.
AGGAAGACUGGAGCCUCGGCACUUUGGGGUUCAAGUGGGACAAGUGAACACUUCUGAGGGUGGCAUUCUUCAGAACGUGACUGAGGUCAUCAUCCACCCCAACUACAAUCCUAUGCUGGGCGCACCAGCUGGAGGAGACGUGGCACUUCUCAAACUGGAAGCUCCCAUUAUGCUGUCUGAUAGAGUCAACCUGGUCACCCUCCCUCAUCCAGGGCUCAGGGUCCCUGCAGGCACGAGGUGUUGGGUGACUGGCUGGGGUAACAUCAGAUUUCAUGUGCCCCUGCCUGUGCCCCACCAUCUGCAGGAGGUGGAGGUCCCCAUCGUGGAGAAUGUUGUUUGCAGGUGGAAAUAUCGUGAAAUCAAUACGAUCGUCAAGGAGGACAUGCUGUGUGCUGGGAGCCCAGGCCGGGGUGUCUGCCAUGGAGACUCUGGUGGCCCCCUGGUCUGUAACUGGAUGGGCAACUGGCUCCAG